This is a messenger RNA of Cololabis saira (Pacific saury), 1497 nucleotides long. It is a transcript of the gene foxd7, whose product is annotated as forkhead box D7. Gene Ontology annotation, biological process: regulation of transcription by RNA polymerase II; anatomical structure morphogenesis; cell differentiation. The transcript has a single exon. Gene Ontology annotation, molecular function: DNA-binding transcription factor activity, RNA polymerase II-specific; RNA polymerase II cis-regulatory region sequence-specific DNA binding. NCBI's taxonomy places the organism in Eukaryota, Metazoa, Chordata, Actinopteri, Beloniformes, Belonidae. The record is from RefSeq and is a predicted model, not a curated record. The coding region runs from base 242 to 1225 and encodes 327 amino acids.
CCUCUCUUUUUGCGCUCGGAGGCACCAAAAUAAAGCGCACGGCUCGGUGAUGCGUCGCGGUCUGCAGGGUGUGUUUUUGUUUUAGAGGCAGGAGUGGGAUUUCGAUCGGAUUUGUACUUUUUGUGUGUGUUAACGGAAAUGGGUCGUGUGUGAAAGUCGUGUUUUCAUCUUAUCUCAGAGAAGAGCUGUCACUCACCCACCUGUUGCCAGGUGGUCUUGGCUUAACAGUCGGAAAUCUACUAUGACAUUAGGUUUGGAAGAAAUUGUCAUGGAGGAUAUUGAUAUCGACGUGGUGGGGGAAGGACUGAGAGACAGCAGAGAGGAGCAGCUCCUGCCUCCGGACGAGUGUCGGAGCGAGCAGGAGCGCAGCAGCGCGGAGACUUCCAGCAGCCAGAUUAAUAAGGACCGGGACUCCUCCAGUCCUCCGCCGGUGUGUCACACCCCGGCUAAAAGCAAAAGCACCACGUCCGUGAAGCCUCCGUAUUCCUACAUCGCUCUGAUAACCAUGGCCAUUCUGCAGAGCCCGAAGAAACGCCUCACCCUCAGCGAGAUCUGCGACUUCAUCAGCCACCGCUUCGCUUACUACCGGGAGAAGUUCCCCGCCUGGCAGAACUCCAUCAGGCACAAUCUGUCGCUCAAUGACUGCUUCGUAAAGAUGCCCAGAGAGCCGGGAAACCCCGGCAAGGGGAACUACUGGACGCUGGACCCCAACUCCUCCGACAUGUUCGAGAACGGGAGUUUUCUGCGGCGGAGGAAGCGCUUCAAGCGGCAGCAUUUCCGCUUCGAGCCGCUGAAGGAGCAGCACCUGGAUCCCGGCGCGCUGCACGGCUUUACGCACGGCGCCUACGGCCUCGGCGGCGCCGCCGUUCACCUGCCGGGGCUGGAGCUGUACCCGUACCUGCACCACCACGCUCCGUCGCCCUGCGCCCCCGUCACCAUCCCACCUGUCAGCAGCAUCCUCCCGGCCCUGUCCAGCUUCUUCUCGCGCAGCGCCCUCACGGCCAAAGCCUUCCUGCAGUCCCAGCCCGGCCUGGACGGCUUCUCCCCGGCCGGCUGCGCCGCGUACUCCCCCCCGCUCACCUCCGGCGCUGCCUACGUGUCCCCGGCGCUCUUCCACCCCGGCGCGUCUCCGCACUUCCUCAGUUUACAGCAGGAGUACCAGAAAGUACAGACUCAGCGUGGCACCGGGGACCCUGCCAAACACAUCAGCAAUAACAAUGAAUAAUCACAGUAAAAGAAAGGGGAAAAACAUACUUUUUUUACUCGCGUUUUCUCAGGUAACAGAGACAUUUAAAGCAGCUUUUCACGGUAUCCCCCACGAGUGGAAGAAAAUGUUUUUAAGAAUGUUAGAUAAGUUAGGAAAAGUCUCCCUCCUUCACACACUUAUGGCUCGUCCGCUUUUUCAUCAUGAAUUAUCAUCUUUUGUUUGAAUAUUUAAUUAACGAGUUUCCUAUUCUUUCUUUUUUUAUGGAAAAGAAAUAAAGCUGAAUAUUUAAA